Messenger RNA from Acanthochromis polyacanthus (spiny chromis), 1028 nucleotides. RefSeq names its product sperm-tail PG-rich repeat containing 4 (gene stpg4). The coding region runs from base 240 to 872 and encodes 210 amino acids. The transcript is spliced from 7 exons. Gene Ontology annotation, cellular component: male pronucleus; germinal vesicle; female pronucleus. NCBI's taxonomy places the organism in Eukaryota, Metazoa, Chordata, Actinopteri, Pomacentridae. Gene Ontology annotation, biological process: epigenetic programing of male pronucleus. Gene Ontology annotation, molecular function: histone binding; chromatin binding. The record is from RefSeq and is a predicted model, not a curated record.
CUGCCUUACCAUUGUGUCUUACUCUCAGGCAAACUGGUUGGAGAGUCUAAUUUUAGCCCUCUACCAGGCCAGCUUGUUGAAAAAUUGAUCGAUAGCGGAGUCGCUGCUAUAGUAACAGUCACAGUUUUAAUGGUGGUCAGGUGUCACUGGAUCCCCUGAGCAGCAGAUAGUGUACGACAAUGAGUACAGUGCAGGAUGUGAGCGCAUGAAAAUACAAAGUCAUCUGUGAAGUCACUGACAUGUCCAGGGGUUGUAACAGAAGAGAAAAGGGUGAUGACAAGGUGGACCUGUGUGGCCGGGGGAGCUGGUGGCUGGGAACACUGAAAGAUACACCCAACCCAGGCGCCUAUCACAUCUGGGACUUCAUUGAAGAAGCUGAACUGAACCCUGUAAGAAAGACUUAUGGUUUCAAAGGUGUGGGCAGGAAAGCCCAGACUCUGGGUGUGUGUAAGGGCGAUCUGCUGCUUCCCGGGGCAUAUGACUACAUCGACUGCACUCAGGAAGUCCUGAGGAACCAGGCAUCCUACUCUUUCAAAAACUGCCCCCGACCUGACAUCAUCACCCUGGGAAUCAGAGACAAGGACAUAAACACUUCACCAUGCGACUACAAUGUAACAGUGAAGCCAGUGGAGAAGAUUCCUUGCAAGCAUGUGAUGUUUCGGUCGACUGUGCAGCGGAUCAGCUUUCUGCCUAAAAAGGGACCUGCUCCAUGCCACUACAACCCACAGACCAGACCAGCUAAAGGCAUCACCUCCUGCUUCAAGUCCACACUGCCUCGACUCCACAGUGUGAACUCAAAGACCCCAGGACCGGGCGCCUAUGAACCUUACUGGAAGUGGUCUGACUAUGGAGGUCACAGACCCCUCAUUUAGCUGUUUUUCCACAUCAUUCCAAAGUGUGGACUUUAUUUCCCACAAUGCCAGGAUCCCAUUCUGUCUGAGUUCAACCUGAGCACGUGUCCCUCCUAAUUUAAAAAAUAAAAAUAAAAACCAUCAAUGUGUGAAGGAGGGGAAACCUCCAGUCUUUUA